AUGGGGGACUGGUCAAUUCUGGGCCGCUUUCUAACAGAGGUACAGAAUCAUUCGACAGUCAUUGGAAAGAUCUGGCUCACAGUGCUCCUGAUUUUUAGGAUACUGCUGGUGACACUUGUGGGAGAUGCCGUGUACAGCGACGAGCAAUCCAAGUUCACCUGCAAUACACUGCAGCCGGGCUGCAACAAUGUCUGCUAUGACACUUUUGCCCCCGUCUCACACUUGCGCUUCUGGGUCUUCCAGAUUGUGCUGGUCUCAACACCAUCCAUCUUCUACAUCAUCUAUGUCCUGCACAAAAUCACCAAAGACGAAAAGCUAGAGACAGAGAGGGUUCAGGCAGAGGCCAAGCACCCAGCAGGGGACUAUCCUGGGAGGUUGGAAGGGGAGGGUGUCAAACCAGCAUAUGGGCCCCAGGGGGAAGAGUGGGGUGGUCAGGAUGAGGGGAGUGUGGAGCAAAGCCUACUGCAGAAAGAUUUUGGUGAGGUGGGCAAAGACCCAACCACACUCUCCAGUCAGGUUCUGCUGAUCUAUAUUGUUCACGUGCUGAUCCGUUCUGUUUUGGAGAUCACCUUUCUUGUCGGUCAGUACUACCUGUUUGGAUUUGAGGUGCCUCAUUUGUUCCGCUGUGAAACCUACCCCUGCCCGACACGGACUGACUGUUUUGUGUCACGAGCCACUGAAAAGACUAUCUUCCUUAAUUUUAUGUUUAGCACCAGCCUGGGCUGUUUUCUCUUAAACAUUGUGGAGCUUCACUACCUUGGCUGGAUUUAUAUUUUCCGCAUGCUAUGUGCUGCAUGCUUCCUAUGCUGUAGGCCCGAAAGGGAACUGUACCCUCAACACAAUCCUUUGCUGCUAAGGCUCAGACACUCAAUGCGUGGCAGGCUAGUCCUGCAGUCCCCCAUAACAGCCCUGUCUCAGGAGAAGACAGGGACAUCUUUGCUUUCACAUGCCCCAUCAAUCUUCUUUGAGACCGACUCCACUCUGGAGUGCACUUCAAAGAGGAACCUAGAGGAGAGGGAACGCAUGAGGAUGAAAUUGGCCAACAUGGCUAGAUUUGGUGGCAAAAAGUCCUGGUUGUAA
Molecule: messenger RNA, 1080 nt
Organism: Myxocyprinus asiaticus (Chinese sucker)
Lineage: Eukaryota; Metazoa; Chordata; Actinopteri; Cypriniformes; Catostomidae
Product: gap junction delta-2 protein-like
Exons: 1
Coding region: 1-1080 (359 amino acids)
Biological process (GO): cell communication
Cellular component (GO): connexin complex
Source: RefSeq, a predicted model, not a curated record